AUGCCCACCGGGCCCCUGGAGAGACCGGCCGGCGCGCCGGAGAAAGUGCGCGCCUCGUCUGAGAGCAGGAAGUCUUCCAAACCCAUCAUGGAGAAACGCAGGCGAGCGCGCAUCAACGAGAGCCUGGCGCAGCUGAAGAGCCUCAUCCUGGACGCGUUGAAGAAAGACAGCUGCAGACACUCCAAGCUGGAGAAGGCGGACAUCCUGGAGAUGACCGUCAAGCACCUGAGGAACCUGCAGCGUCUGCACGUGAGCGCGGCGGUGCACUCCGACCCGUCCGUCCUGAGCAAGUACAGAGCCGGAUUCAGCGAGUGUGUCGGAGAAGUGACCCGCUUCCUGUCGUCGUAUGAAGGGGUGAACUCUGAGGCCAGAACUCGCCUCCUCAGCCACCUGGCCUCCUGCGUGAGCCAGAUCCACACUGUAAACGUGUGUGGACCGCAUCCAGGCGCUCCAGGACAGAGCGCCGCCCUGCUUCCUGCGGCGUCGGGCCCACAGACGACCAAAAGCUGCUCCCAGAUGCCUGCCUCCACAGACACUAUUACACUGUUUGCUGGCUUCCAGGUGGUGCCAUCCCCAGAUGGACAGUUUUCUCUGCUUGUUCCCAGUGCAGGCCUCACCCCACUGGGCAUGCACAGCGGCGGAGCGCCAGCCGCUGCGCCCGCCCUCACUUCAGACAGUGUGUGGAGGCCGUGGUAG
Messenger RNA from Oryzias latipes (Japanese medaka), 696 nucleotides. Its product is annotated as Her6.2. The record is from RefSeq and is marked provisional. NCBI's taxonomy places the organism in Eukaryota, Metazoa, Chordata, Actinopteri, Beloniformes, Adrianichthyidae. Gene Ontology annotation, biological process: regulation of DNA-templated transcription. Gene Ontology annotation, molecular function: DNA binding; protein dimerization activity.